UCCUGUACGCAUUAAACAAUAUUACACCUGUUUAUUACAGAGGCUUUGCUGCCAGGUAUAUCUGUCACAUCUGUCAUCCGAAUUACCUGAGUUAUCGACGAGAAGAUGAGGACAAGUAGAGCUACCUUGCCAGCUACAGGGGUGAUGUUAGCUGGACUACUGCUGACCUUAACACUGAGUGCGGGGCAAGAAAUCGUCAACAAUAUUGCGUCGCCGACAUUAAAUUUAGGAGAAACAGCCAACUUAGACUGCACUGUCCGCCAGAAGGGUUCCUACAAGCUCCACUGGAGCCAGUUGUUGAACAACCAGUUCCUGCUGUUAUCAAUAGAAGAAUCCAUCGAGGCGACCAAUCCUGUGGAAGGACUUUUCCCUAAUAAUAAGACUAAGUAUGAAGUGGACAGAACACCGAACGACGACCUAUCCCUGACUUACCGUCUCACCAUCAACAGGCUGCAGGUGUCUGAUGCUGGACUGUACCAGUGCUCUUUGGUAAAGUUAGAAGGCGGAGUUCAGCAUACUGUUAAGAAAAAUGGCACUAUCUCAUUACAUGGAGUUUCGGGUGGACCUCGAAUUAUCAACAACAUAGGAACGGUCAAGGGUCGCGUGAGCCAAAGCGCUAACUUAACGUGUCUUGUGGCGAACAAAGGAAGCAAACAGGUAAAAUGGAAAAGAAAAAAGACUAACACCGAUUUAACAUCCGACGGGAGAGUAAUAACUUCGAAUCCCAUCGAAGGAGAACAACAUAAAUACAAAAUAUCGACACAAAACACGUUAACAGGUGUCCAGUUCGUGUUGACAGUCAACCAUCUGACCAUGCAAGAUGACGGCGAAUAUCAGUGUUAUGUACAAACAAGCCGAACACCCUACCCUUCUCAGACAGGACGGCUGCAAAUAGGGGUACCCCCGACAAUAACAACCAACACCCCACAGAACGUCACCCGUCAGUCGGGCCAGAGUGUCUCCCUAGAAUGCUUGGCAGACGGAGUCCCCGACCCCCAGAUCGUCUGGACCCGUCUGGACGGGGCCCAAUUACCUUCUGGACAUUUAAGCUAUGAGGGUCAGAACUUGAUUAUUCCUAGAAUUACCACGGAAGAACGUGGGCUGUACCAGUGUAAGGCAUCCAAUGAUUUUUUCCCGCAAGCAAAGAAGAUAUUCAGGGUGUUGGUUCCCUUCCCACCCACUUCAAGGCCAUCACAGAUCGAGGUGAAGCAGGCCCUUGGUCACCUCGCCACAAUGUCCUGCAUCUUUCAAGGUUACCCUGAUGUUGUGCCGACGUGGUACAAAAUGUCAGGUUCAAACAAGGUUCCUGUGCCCACGACUGACGACAACUACCAUAUAACGCAUUCAUUUGGGGACGGAGUUGUUUGGCCGCUCAAUUAUAACAGGUUUAGUUUGAGCAUCCAGAAGGUGAAAAGUAGUGACCUGGGAGAGUAUCGCUGUGAAGGAGUGUCCAGUGGACAGACCGUCUUCAGCGGUAUCACAUUAACAGAAUCAGCGACAUGUGUUGGUGACGGGUGUUACAAUAUUGUAACACGACCCACAGCCACACCGCCUCAAGAUCACACGAAAUGUCAGGGCAGCAGUUGUGUCGACAUCAGCGCUCGGCUUGUGGGUGAAUCGCUUCUGCUGGUUAUACCGCUGAUCGUCACUCUGCUGUGAUCAUGCGAGGAUGUCAAUCUGCUGACAAGCCUCACUUUAUCUAGUAAAUGUUGCAUGUUUACAUGUAGGUCAAAUUUUCAUCUAAUUAUUGAAUGAUCUGAUACACCAUACAAACAAUGUUAACAGCUCUGGUUACCGUGUAUUACGAUGAU
Messenger RNA from Liolophura sinensis, 1811 nucleotides. Its product is annotated as lachesin-like. The transcript is spliced from 10 exons. Gene Ontology annotation, cellular component: neuron projection. The record is from RefSeq and is a predicted model, not a curated record. NCBI's taxonomy places the organism in Eukaryota, Metazoa, Mollusca, Polyplacophora, Chitonida, Chitonidae. Bases 106 to 1659 code for a protein of 517 amino acids.